UCCCUGCUCGUGGCUGUGGGCUGUCACUGUACUGAUAUGCCUGGCUUGCCAUCUCUCCGCAAAUAGGGCAGCCGCUGCUACCUGAUUGGUAUAACAUCUCACUUUCCUCGCAUCGCUCUCCUCGCUCGCCUCCUUGCUUCUUCAAAAGAGGGACUAGCGGCUGGCGCUGCGGACAGAGGAGCUUCCUUUUUAGUAUGAGACAAUCUCUGUUUUCUUUCUGGAGAGGGAAGUUGGACUCUCAAUUCUUUUGUAAAUGUGUAUGGUGAUAUUUGCUCCGCUUUUUGCAAUCUUUGCUUUUGCAACAUGCGGUGGCUACUCCGGAGGCCUGCGGCUGAGUGUGGACUGUGUCAACAAGACGGAAAGUAACCUCAGCAUCGACAUAGCCUUCGCCUAUCCCUUCAGGUUGCACCAGGUGACGUUCGAGGCACCCACCUGCGAGGGGAAGGGACGGCAGAAGCUGGCGCUGACCGGCGACUCCUCAUCCUCGGCGGAGUUCUUCGUCACGGUGGCCGUCUUUGCCUUCCUCUACUCUCUGGCUGCCACGGUCGUUUACAUUUUCUUCCAGAACAAGUACCGCGAGAACAACCGGGGCCCUCUGAUCGACUUCAUUGUGACUGUAGUUUUCUCAUUCCUGUGGCUGGUGGGCUCAUCUGCUUGGGCCAAAGGGCUGUCUGAUGUCAAAGUUGCGACAGACCCACAAGAAGUCCUGUUACUGAUGUCGGCCUGCAAGCAGCCGCCCAACAAGUGCGCCGCAGUCCACAGCCCCGUCAUGUCCAGCUUAAACACCUCUGUGGUCUUUGGAUUCUUGAACUUCAUACUCUGGGCUGGAAACAUCUGGUUUGUGUUCAAGGAGACCGGCUGGCAUUCCUCAGGACAGAGAUACCUUUCCGACCCGAUGGAGAAGCACGCGAGCAGCUACAGCCAGGGGGGGUACACCCAGGACAGCUACGGGUCAGGCAGUGGGUACAGCCAGCAGGCCAGCGUGGGGCCAUCCUCCGAGGAGUUUGGCCAGCAGUCCAGUGGCCACACUUCCUUCACCAAUCAGAUUUAACAGGGUAGCAUUUGCAUCCUUCCUGAGCUAGCCCCACCGUCCAUCUCCAUGGCAGAAAAGCAUGUAAGAGUGUGAAUCAAUUAUUAAUUCAGAGAGUGCUGAAUGUGAAUCAGAUCUGUAGACCUCACUAGCAGGCAGGCCUGGGUCGUGAUGAAGGCACUUAGAGGUGAGAGGUGCUGAGGGAAUACAUAUUCAUCCCAGAGGGUCAACUGGAGAGUCCCUUGUUAUAAACAUACUCUUUUAUGGUCAUUUGGGGUGUGUGUGUGUGUGUGUGUGUGUGUGUGUGUGUGUGUGUGUGUGUUGAAACAGUAGAAGCACUUUGUAGCUUAAAGUCUCUAGUGUGUUCCGUGAAUAAGGUAAAUUAAAUAGCGUUGAGUCUUCCUGUGCAUUCUGAUGCCGAUGUCUCGGUGAUUCCUAGAAGACGACGUGGCGUAUCACAGCAUGCCCGUGUUCUGGUUUCUUAGUUCUAAGCCCUGUAGCACUGCAAGUCCCUAUUUGUUUCAGAUGGUUACACUGUGUUUUUGACUUGAUGGUCAAUGCUCAUAUAAUUUAGUGCAUGAAUAAGCAUUUUUUCGAACAAUCAGCAUUUGAAUUGUAUUUAUGAACAUUUUCCAGUUUGCGCCAAGAAUUUGUUAAAUGAACACUUAAAGAAAUGCGCCUGUUCUCUACUGCACACACUUGGCGGCUUUGUCCCUGUCUCUACCCAAGUCCAGACUGCACUGUAACCAGGCUUCGGGGGCUUUCCUAUUAGUAGACGGUCAGUGCUAUGGCAAGUGCCCAGUGUCUAUUCUCCUUACUUAGCUGACUAGUAACACUCUUGUAACUUUCUGUGGUGUUUUGUGGCUAUGUCCUGUGGACCAUGGAUAAUAAGGCUCAAUACUUGUCUCUGCUUAGAGCUGAGUCUGCUUAGGCUACUUGGGGUGCAGAUGUGGGACGCUGCUGAGCUGAGAUGUCAGCCUAGAAGGGGCCUCGGUGGACCUCCACCGCGAGCAUGUGACUCCUGUUUACUGGUGGAACUAAUAUGUUUCUCCAGGCAAUUAUUAAAAAUUCUCAAGAAACAGAGCAAUGGAAUUACUAAUCCUAACUGGGACAUCACCCCUAAAUUAAAAGUGGCUCCCAGUACUGCAAAGAACGCUCUCAUAAAAUAGCCCCCAGAAUCCAUGCAUUAUCAAGAAAAUGCCAGUCUUUGCCUUUUCGUUUUAAUCCAACUAAAACACCAGAGUCAGCAGGGAGGGCAAGCCGAGCGCCUGCAUUUCCACCCAACAGUCGCUCUCGAUGUGCAACCUGCCGUGUGACCUUGAGCUUGGAAGCACUCGAGCACAAAGCCACUUUGUCGUAGACGAUGUCUGUAACCAGUUCCUUGACCUGUUGGAUAAAUCUGU
Messenger RNA from Octodon degus (degu), 2433 nucleotides. RefSeq names its product synaptoporin (gene Synpr). Gene Ontology annotation, cellular component: synaptic vesicle; synaptic vesicle membrane. The coding region runs from base 254 to 1051 and encodes 265 amino acids. NCBI's taxonomy places the organism in Eukaryota, Metazoa, Chordata, Mammalia, Rodentia, Octodontidae. The transcript is spliced from 5 exons. The record is from RefSeq and is a predicted model, not a curated record.